AUGAUCUCCGCAAUUUCUCUCCGGCCGGGGUCGGUCAGUCCCCUAGCCAGUGCACCUGUUGCAGUUCCUGAAAGCGCAGAGAAACCAAACUGCAGCAUCAGUGCAAAUAUUAUUGGUCAGGAUGACUACCAAACCCUUACCUCCCAUAUCGCCGCCAGUGAGGACCAAUCUCAUCCCCUGGCAGGACAGUCGGCAAUCCAAUUCACAGAGCUCCCAGUUGAGAUCCAUGAGGUCAUUCUGGAUCAAAUCUUUGGCAAAAGAGCCUCCCUUAGUAACCAUUCAGCACAUGGUCAAUCUUCUGCUCAGAACUGGAGUAAGGCUCUCCACCAUCCGCGGCGGAAGGCCCUUUCCGACCUGGCCCUGACUUGCCGGAUGUGGACUGGACUUGUUCAAAGUCGAAUCUACCGCCAUAUCAAAAUCAAAGGCACCAACCGCGAAUUGAUCAAGUGUGUAUGGUGGUUCAAGCGAAACCCCCAUUUGGCUCCAUAUGUCUGUCACAUUGAGAUUUGGAUGCCUAUCUGGGGAAAUCGGGCCGUUCGCCCUAACGAUGCUCGCUCAAAUGCAGAGCAAAAUGGCACCCAUGCAACAGAACAUGUUGUAGAUAUGCAGACGAAUCAUGAUCAUAACCACGGAGAUGUUAUUUUUCGUUAUCACCGUGCAACCGGUAACACUUCGCUGGAGGAAAUCUUCUGGCUUAUUCAGUACCUUUUCCCCACUGCCCGGGUUCUCACCCUGGAGGGUGGCCACUGCAAGAAUGCGCCUAUAGUGCGGCAUUCCCGCUAUAGGGAAGCCAUGAACGGUCGGAAUCUACCUGUUCUUGGACAAAUACAGACACUCAUCAUGCGUGGUGCCUGGAACCUGAUGCGACAAGUUGACGACUGGGGCAACAUUUCACAAGCGUUGCCAGCUUUGAGUGAAUGGCAUUGUGAUUGGGUCCAACCCCAUCUGUGUGCCUACUUGAUCAUGAUGAGCAUCUUUAUCGAUACUCCACCUACCAUCCGACACAUCAAUCUUGGCCUGGAGGAAUUUUCCAACGCCAGUAAUAGGUUGCUGUCUGCGCUUUUCCGCUCUCAAAGCGCGCCUCCUCCGAUCUGUACUCUACUUGGCGAGGCAAUUCCGCGCUUCGAGUCAUUUACCUACUCUGGUCGUGUAUGUUGGUACCUCUUCAAGAAAUUGAAGGAAGGGGCAACGGAAAUGGAGUCUGGUUCUCCUCUCAGGUCACUAGAUCUUUCAGUCAAGACGUGCUGUCACAAUCAGAAGGUAGACGGAUUGAAUCACUGGACGCAGACGAGCUACGGGACACGUCCAAUUACCAGCAUUGCGUUCAUUCGUGAUUUUGAGGCAAUGGUGGUCAAGGCAAUCGAGUGCCUAUCCGUCCUCCCUGCCCUGGAGUAUUUGCGCAUCCGUUUCAUCAACCUCGACUCAAGCUGUCCGCCUCUGAAUCCGUAUUUCGAACUUGUCAAUAACGAGUGCACAGGCCUGUGGAGUGACGACAUCCUGGAAGCUUUGCGCGUGAACCGACCAUCUGCCAUGUUCUUCGCGCUUACAGAUGGAACAGGCAAUGAGUACGAUGACCAGCAGAUGCUAGGCGCCUUGAUGCCUCAACCUCGCCCUCUGGGUAUUCAAUUAAACUCGUACAGCCUUCUUGCCGACACCUCGAGCCCUUACUAG
Messenger RNA from Penicillium roqueforti, 1671 nucleotides. RefSeq lists its product as uncharacterized. The transcript is spliced from 2 exons. The coding region runs from base 1 to 1671 and encodes 556 amino acids. The record is from RefSeq and is a predicted model, not a curated record. Lineage: Eukaryota; Fungi; Ascomycota; Eurotiomycetes; Eurotiales; Aspergillaceae.